This is a messenger RNA of Plutella xylostella (diamondback moth), 2004 nucleotides long. Its product is annotated as gustatory receptor for sugar taste 64f. The record is from RefSeq and is a predicted model, not a curated record. Gene Ontology annotation, cellular component: membrane. Gene Ontology annotation, molecular function: taste receptor activity. Gene Ontology annotation, biological process: sensory perception of chemical stimulus; detection of chemical stimulus involved in sensory perception of taste. NCBI's taxonomy places the organism in Eukaryota, Metazoa, Arthropoda, Insecta, Lepidoptera, Plutellidae.
CGUUAGCGUUACUAUAUAAUUACGUUGUUUAUUGCAGUCCUCCACACGGUGCACAUAUCUCGCUGCCGGGAGGCACACAUAUACUACCGACCCAUAGUGUGAAUGUACUAUUAUUUUCUUACAAAAUACAUAAGUACUAUGUAAUUGAUAUACUUGAAUUCAGGUAUUAAGUAAGGAAAACAAGCAAAGGAAUACAUAAUUGUUAACAAAGCUCACGGUUUGGAAAUUAAAACUUUUGCUUAAUAAAUUUUUGGUUGAAUUAUUUUUUUUAUAAAUGAUCUAGCAAAAUCAAAAUUUUCACUAUCAAUUAAAGUACCUAUGUAUGAUAAAAACACAGGUCGCUGGGUAUAUCUACAUCUACAAUCAAACAAUUUAUAGUUUCAUUUCCCUCAACAACACUUGAUCCACGAGUGCCGCACAAGUAUAUCAUUGACACGAUUCUAGAUAAUGCAGGCGAUAACGAAAACAGUCAUUUGCUUCCUAAGUUUUACCACUGACAUUAUGCAAACAUAACAUGUGGAAUCAAAAUAAAUGGUUCUGUUUGUGCACUAAGAAUGUUAUAAAGUCAUGAAGCUAAAGACAGUGUCUGUCGAACCGACAAGUUGACCUACAGUUGUUGCAACAAAAGCUAGAAAUGUUUGAAAGACUGAGAAGGAAGAGUACACAGAUAGUGAUGGCCAAGAAUGUGGUGUUGGAGAAGAAGCUGCAGAUCCUGAGCGACGAGGGGGGGGUGCAGGGGUUCCACCGCGCGCUGCGGCUCACCAUGCUGGCGCCGCGCCUGCUGGGCAUGCUGCCGCUGAGUGGGUUGACCUGCCCUGACAGCAGCCAGCUGCGAUUUCGUUUAAUUAGCCCUUAUCUACCGAUAUUUAUCUUUGCUCUCUUUGGCCAACUGUUCAUGAUCACAUGCAACCUUUACCGCAUGUUUGAAAUCGGAUGCUCCUUGGGCACAAUAACAAACUGCCUGUUCUACGCGAGCGGUUGCUUCAGCACAAUCUUCAUGAUCCGCAUCGGGCAGCGCUGGCCGGACACGGUGCAGGUCAUAGAGGCCGUGGAGCGCAGACUGCCGCCGCUGCCGAGCCGCGUGACGAGGCAGUGCAACGGCAUCAUGAUCUUCGUGCUGACUGCUGCUUUAGUGGAGCACGUCCUGUGUGUCGUGUACCUAUACAAGGAGGCGAGCGCGUGCCACGAUGGGGACAUCUGGCGCAAGUACUUCACCGACAACAUCCCCUGGAUCUACAACUACAUCCCCUACAGCCCGUGGAAGGCUGUGGUCACGGAGAUGUUUAAUAUCCAUUCCACAUUUAUGUGGAGCUUUAACGAUGCUCUCGUGAUGGUGUGCAGCAUCUACCUCACGCAUCACUUCCUGAAUCACAACCGUCUACUAGAGAAUGUUAUGGGCCAAGAAACAUUUCACCUUAAAGAAUUUAGGAUUCAGUACAAAAACAUGAUGAACUUGGUAAACAUAAUUAACAAAGAAAUCGGGGUCGUCAUAGUCAUAUCAUUCUUCUGCAAUCUGUACUGGAUAUGCAUGCAGUUGUUCAACAGCUUAAACAAAUCCGAUAAUUCCGAUAAUGAUUUUCCUUCAGUUGAGUGUCAACAACGAAGCAUCGCUAACAAGAGCAGCCUGGAACACAAUAUGUACUUCGCAUUUUCGUUCACAUUUCUAUUCGUGAAGGCUCUAUUGGUGUCGUUUCUGGGAGCGCGCAUACACUCCAAUUCCCUGGUUCCUUUGUCUAUGUUAUUUGAAGUUUCUUCUUCAAACUACGAUAUUGAAGUGCAAAGAUUCAUAGAUCAAGUGAAACACUCGCACGUAGCUAUCAGCGGACUGGACUUCUUCCAUGUGACUCGGCAAAUGAUUUUGACGCUGGUGGCUACAAUCGUGACAUACGAGUUGGUCCUUCUGCAGCUGAACAUAGACUCUAUAAUCACGGCCGACGGGAACGCUACUACAACGACCGUCAAACCACUGAGUGUCUGAAUGAAAAAAAACUGCCGUACUCUAGU